GAGAAGCUAGACGCGGUUGGUUGGUGUGUCCCACUUCUACAACCUUGAGCAGACAGCGGCUGAGAGCAGCGCCUUGCUCCUCGCCCGCUCUCACCGGCGCCGCCUUGCGCUCCUCGCCGGCGGCCCAAGCCCCUCAGCCGCCGCGAGGAUACGGCGGCAGGUAUGGACCAGCCGCGGUCGAAGACGGCGGAGGACCUGGCGGCGCAGCGGGCGGCGUGCGACCGGCAGAUGGCCGCCGGCCGAGACCGCUUCGCCUCCGCCUCGGCGGCCGUCCGCGCCGCCGCCCGCUCCGCCGUCUCCGGCGCCCACCAGAGCCUCUCGCGCCGAGAGGACCUCGUCGAAUUCAAGAAGCGGCUGCGGGACCUGGAAGCCGACCUAGGGCAAGCUCUGUCUCUUAAACUCACCAUGGAGUCGAAAUGCAAGCGACUCCGGGAGUCGAUUUCGGCCUCGGCUGCAACAAGCGAGCAGCUAAGAGACCUGGUCACCGGUCAGAGGAGCAGGAGCGAGCGGCAUGCCGCGGUCAUUUCGGAUGUGCUCGAGGCUGCUGAGGCUUUUGAAGCAAAGAAUGAUGAAGACGUUACACUGAUGAAAGGCAUGGAAAAGGCUAUCUGCUGGUACCAAAAGCGCGUUGGCUUCCAGGCCGUUGUCGAAGGGGAAGGCGUGAAAUUCAUAUUCGACAAGGUUGACUCGCAAAGUCCUGAGAAGGAGUUUUCAUUUUCCCUAAAGUUUGACAAAGAUAGAUGUACCUCAGUACUUCGAUGUAGUCCACCCGUGGAAGAUUCUGAGGAACUGGUGAAGGAUUUGAACCUCACUAACGAUCUAGUCAAGUUUGUAAGAAUAAUCCGACAGAGGUUCCAGGCUGCUGCUUUGAAUGGGGAUCUUCCUGUAAGCCCAACAGUUUGUUCAGAUGCUUCCGCUAUACCCAUCUCAUCUCCGGUGACAAAGUCAGUUGACUCCACAAGCAAAAAUGAUAGAGAUAAAAGUAAUUCUCAAAGUAAGAACAGGAAGCCGGCUCUUCCCGCUAAGAGAAAAGCUUCCGCCCUAUCGGCAGCAUCUCCUGGUUCUGUGCGUCGCUCCCCGCGUUUUGUGGUAUAAGGUGUAAAAACCAAGUAGGAGUGCCAUGGUUUAUCUUUGACUUGCUGAAAUGAGAAGUGCAUUAACAAAAUCACGCUUCACACUCGCAGGGGGGAACGGGUGAGUCGCCAGCCGAUGCGUACCCUGACCUGGCCAAACUAAUCCUUAACCGAUGACUUGGCCAUCCCGCUCUUCCCUGCAAACGCCGUUGCGCAGGAGACCCGGCUAUCGUUCAACCCCCAUUAACCCCCCCAAAGAGAAUGCUAUUCUUCAGCCCCCUUUAACCUCCACGGAUGGCGGCUUGGCUCGCGGAAAGCCUGCGGAGUUGUCUGUCGACCGUUUAGAACAGAGUUUGGUGUGGCCUCCGAAGCGUUGAUGUGAUUUUGGACAUGGUUUGUGUCGCGGGGAGGGCUUGGUGCCGAAAGGCGGAUGUAAUUCUGGGCGUGGUUUCGCUGUGUCUGCGAUGCAGGAUCUAUUGUUGAGCCGUGCAAUGUUGUUCUCCAUGGUCGAGAUCUUCGGCGUAUGUUUGGUUCAUA
Messenger RNA from Triticum aestivum (bread wheat), 1610 nucleotides. Its product is annotated as kinetochore protein SPC25 homolog. Gene Ontology annotation, biological process: chromosome segregation. Gene Ontology annotation, cellular component: Ndc80 complex. The transcript has 9 exons. The record is from RefSeq and is a predicted model, not a curated record. The coding region runs from base 163 to 1095 and encodes 310 amino acids. Lineage: Eukaryota; Viridiplantae; Streptophyta; Magnoliopsida; Poales; Poaceae.